This is a messenger RNA of Magnolia sinica, 3836 nucleotides long. RefSeq lists its product as uncharacterized. Gene Ontology annotation, molecular function: tRNA dihydrouridine synthase activity. The record is from RefSeq and is a predicted model, not a curated record. The transcript is spliced from 12 exons. Lineage: Eukaryota; Viridiplantae; Streptophyta; Magnoliopsida; Magnoliales; Magnoliaceae. The coding region runs from base 2115 to 3413 and encodes 432 amino acids. Gene Ontology annotation, biological process: tRNA dihydrouridine synthesis.
UCCAUUUCGAUAAAUGAAACUGCCUUCUAAUUUCUAAGUUUCCAUCGUUCAACCAAAUAUUCUAUUUUCCUUUUUAGAUAGAUAGAAAUUGUAGUAAAUUAAUAAUCAAUCACUUGCUUUGGGCUGCGUAUGGCUAUUUAAUGGAUUUCGCUUGCGAUAAUUGAGACGCAACGAACUGAAACUGACUUAUUGCUAUAUUUUUCGAUUGCAAAAUUGAAGAAAUUGCAAUAUGGGAUCUGUGACUCACUUUAAUUUAAGAGCGACGAAUCCAAAUUUGGUUAUUUCGCUUUGUCACAGCUUAAUCAUUGCACUUGAAAUCAGCGGUGCAUCCAAAUGCAGCCUCAGCUAUAGUAAGAUUAUUGAUGAAAUCAAUUUAAUAUGCGAGUAUUUAACGGUGAGGAUCUUUUGGCGGGUUUUGCUGCUUGAUCUCAAUCUGCCACAUAGACCAUAUGGAUGAUACAAUCAACACCUGGGUACGUCAUGAACGCCUCAUGAGUGUGACUUAUUGUUAAAUUGUGUCAAACACCAGCAUGUCACUAAUCUGGAAGUGCACAUUUAAUGUUUGCUGUAAUGCAAUGCAGUUUUAGUGCAUUGACAGUGGUUUGCAAAGCAAAACACCUGUUUGGAUGGAACCCUAGAGUGAGACUGAUGAGAAAUGGGGCAGAUCCAGCUGCAUUUUGUGGAAAUGGGCAGUUUGGCGCAACCUGCAAAGUGUGGAAAGUGUGGAAAGCAGGCACAAGACACAAAUGUCGUAAUUGCUGGACCAAACCAUUGUCAUUUCAUUUGCAUUUUAGCCGGCAAAUAAUGGAUCAGUGUGCUUUUCCCCGAGUUUCCAAACAUGCUACGGAUAUCUCUUUCUUUUCGUAGAGAUGUCUUUAGUAUCUUUAAUGCCUGCAUACAAACAUGGAUACUGGCAUGGAUUUUACGACCUUGGGAUUGGGGAUGCAAUUCUGCGUUUCUUGAAAUUCAACACAAGGGUGUGGAUAUAGGAAUCCGGUUCAACACAUAUACCGUUAGGAUGUGUGGAAAGCAAGGUAAUCUGUAUCGGUAAUGAUGGCCAUAAUGCUCAACACCAUUACCAAUAUGGGUAUCGGGCAUAACAGCUGAUACAAGGAUGUAACGAACGUUACAACCCCUGUAAUGGUUAAAAAAAAUUUUGCCCAAAAAAUUCUGAAAAAAUAUCUAGAAAAUCUAGAAUAAUGUAAAUAUUCGAAAUAUGUAUCCAUUUUUUGUUUUGAAUAUGUUUAUGGUAGUGUAAUGGUCUACUCUUUGGUGAGAGUGUUGUAGUGGGCUGUCUAGUGGAGUUAUGAACAUAAUUAUAUGUCUCUAAUGUUUAUACUUCACAAUCAAGCACUAGAACUAGAAAUUAGAAAAAGGCAUAAAUACCACUUUUUCAAUUUUUUGAAAAAAUGGCCCUUGGAGCUUUGCCCAAAUCACUACAAUCUACAGUUUUAAUCUUAAAAACUAUAGCAAGAGAAAAAUGAAUUUAAAUAAAAAAAAUGGCAAUUUUCAACCCUAUAGCGGUCUUUACAACCACCGUAACGGCCAAUACGGUCCCAAAAAACCAACUGCCCUGUUUCACCACUAUAUCGCAUAACGGUCAUGGCCAUUACCUAUACCUAUCGGCCUUUAUGGGCGUACGUAAUGGAUACGGAACACCUUGGUGGAAAGUAAUGGUCAAUCCAUACUCUAUGAGAAUUGGUCUUCAUUCUCUACUGCCAGCUCUUGUGCUAUGGUCCUUGACAUGCUUGAGAUUUUUGCCUUUGGUUUCUUUGAAGGAAUUAGCAAUCCAUUAUAGUCUUUCCAAAUCUUAGAUAAAAGCAAAGCAUUUGGGGUGCAUUUAGAUAGACUUCAAAUUGACUUGCGUUUUAGUGCCUUUGGCUUCUUUGACUAGAUCCCGAGUUAUUGCAAAGCAAAGGAAAAAAAAAAAACGAUGAGAUCAUGGAAGUCAAUAUUCAAACGUCGCUUUGAGGUUUAAAGAAUGCACUGAAAACUGUAUUAGUUGUUUAUACUAUCAUAUAUGAGACAUUCCCGGUCUGAAAAAGUCUGAAGGAGCUAACACUUGGUUCCUUCUAGUGAAGAGCUUCUCAAAGUGCUGUGAUGUUUCAAUUGGAAUGAUGAUGAAAUCAUCCACAUAUACUUUGUUUUUUUCAUGGGCUCCAAUUCAUUCCGGCAACCUCAAAAGCCACCACAGCCGAUCCUUCAAUCUGCUAUAUCGGAAUUCGACACAAUGUAAAAGACUGUGUUCUCAAGCCCAGAAGCACCCACUGAAAAUAAAAGAAACUGUGGUUGGUGGGACCUAUCUUCCUCCAUUGUUCAGUGUUGCUCCGAUGAUGGACUGGACGGAUAAUAGUUACAGGACUCUUGCACGUCUCAUAUCAAAGCAUGCAUGGCUUUACACAGAAAUGGUUGUGGCAGAAACUAUUGUUCAUCAGAAGGACAAUCUGGACAGAUUCUUAGCAUUUCCUCCAGAGCAACAUCCAAUUGUUCUUCAAAUUGGCGGGAGCAAUCUGGAUAACUUGGCAAAAGCAGCUGAGCUUGCAAAUUCAUACUGUUACGAUGAGAUUAAUCUGAACUGUGGAUGUCCAAGUGGAAAAGUAGCUGGUCAUGGGUGCUUUGGUGUGCGGCUUAUGCUUAACCCAAAGUUUGUUGGGGAGGCUAUGUCAGCCAUUGCAGCCAAUUGUGAUGUUCCUGUAAGUGUGAAAUGUCGAAUUGGUGUUGACAAUCAUGAUUCCUACAAUGAACUCUGCAACUUCAUUUAUACGGUGGCUUCUCUUUCUCCAACUAGACAUUUCGUAAUACACGCACGGAAGGCACUGCUCAACGGUAUCAGCCCUGCUCAAAAUCGGACAGUUCCUCCAUUGAAGUACGAGUACUACUUUGGGCUUUUGCGUGAUUUUCCAGAACUUCGAUUCACAAUAAAUGGGGGCAUAACUUCCAUAGAUGAGGUGGAUGCAGCUCGAAAACAAGGAGCUCAUGGGGUGAUGGUCGGACGGGCGGCAUACAAUAACCCGUGGUCUACUCUGGGACAUGUCGAUGCCACAGUUUAUGGUGUACCCAGUAAUGGUCUGUCACGUCGUCAGAUCCUUGAACAGUUCCAGGUAUAUGCUGAUCCCAUUAUAGGAAUGUUUGGACCUAACAAACCAAAUCUUCGGCAAGUGGUCAAGCCUCUACUAAACAUUUUCCAUUCGGAACCUGGCAAUGGUCUCUGGAAACGCAAGGCCGACGCUGCAUUACACCAUUGCACGACUGUCAAGUCCUUUCUCGAGGAGACCCUGGAUGCAAUUCCUGAUACAGUGUUGGAUUCAACCCUUGCCAAAAGCCAAUCUACUGGUGAAGAUGCAUUUGCUGAUGUUCAUGACUUGAUGCCUGCUCCAUACAUGUCGAGAGAGCAAGAGGUAUAUUCUUGGUAAUGUAUGUACACUGGUGCAUGUCUGGGUGCAUAGUCCAAUCCUAAAGGUUGUGCAUUUAUUCAUCAUAUAUUGGGAAAGGCUUUGUUGUCCAUGUAUGAAUGUAUGCAUUUUGGGUGGGAGGUGUGCACGCAAGGGCGAAAUGGGAAUUUCUCCUUGCAUGCCUGCCAUCAAUGCAACUAAGGUGUCUGGCACGUAGUGCGAUGCACAUGGAGAGGAAGCAUUUUGCAAGACAUGGAGAGCGGGUUGAGGAGUGAUUGCAAAUGGGCGGUUAUCUGAUACUCUAAAAGAGUGUAACACCCGAAAGGGUAUGGUGGGACAUCAGCUGUUGGAUCUGAAUUGUAUUUAAUGAUAUUUUGAAAGCAAUCCACAUGUGAAUCUGAAUUGUGAAGCUCAUUUUCAUGGAGGAUGAGAAAAUUACAGAUC